Cataglyphis hispanica is the source of this 1666-nucleotide messenger RNA. Its product is annotated as WD repeat-containing protein 18. The transcript is spliced from 2 exons. Gene Ontology annotation, biological process: rRNA processing; DNA-templated DNA replication. Gene Ontology annotation, molecular function: protein binding. Gene Ontology annotation, cellular component: nuclear pre-replicative complex. The record is from RefSeq and is a predicted model, not a curated record. The coding region runs from base 182 to 1456 and encodes 424 amino acids. Lineage: Eukaryota; Metazoa; Arthropoda; Insecta; Hymenoptera; Formicidae.
GAGAAUCUAGACUGGAAAAGAAGCCACAACAUAAUCUUUGAAUUCUAACCUAGUCAGUCUAUAUUCGCCACGUGUUUGAUACCUGAGUUUGAGACUUAAUUGAAGAUGUAAGAUAGUUUAUUUGUGAAAGAAAAAAACGAAGAGGAGCUAAAGACAAUAUUUUUAAUAUAGCGAUUUCAACAUGUCUCGAAUAACUGACGCGAAGGAAGUAAUCCUGACGAGUGAUACUACCGGAGAGAGUUGGAGUGCCGCAGUAUGGGAUCCACGGAAUGGUUCUAUGUUGUCUGUAUUUAAAAAUGCGUCAGCGCUCAACCAUCGCACUCUUCAGCUUCUGAGCGAUAGCUACAUAUUGGGCGCAAGUGCCACGAAAUCACGUUUACACAUCUGGCCGCUCAACAGCCCAUCACCCUUGACCAAUAUCUAUCUAAUCACACCGGGUAAGGUGAAUGCCCUGACUUGCACACCGAAUGGCUCCUACAUAAUUGCUUCGGUUGACGAAAAAAUAUACAUCUGGCAGACCUGCAACGGCAAAAUGCUGGCCAAUCUAGCCAGACACUAUCAGACUAUUAGCUGUUUGACAAUUACGAAGGAUGGUUCGUUGUUCGCUAGCGCCGGCGAGGAUGGUCUUGUGUUUGUAUGGUCUCUCUAUAAAGCGUUGAAUAAUAAGAAUGACUGUUCUCCCAUUCAUUCCUUCGCUAAUCAUACUAUGCCAAUUAAAGAUAUGCACUUUGGCUUUGGCGGCGCUCGAGCGAGAUUAUACACGGUUUCGUUGGACGCAAAAGCUAACAUCUAUGAGCUUGGCAGCGGUGCUCUUCUGCUUUCAUUGAUGUUCAACGCACCGCUCACAGCGAUCAUCGUGAAUUCCCGUGAGAGCGAACUCUACGUGGGCUGCACGACCGGUGAUAUAUUCCAGUGUAAUCUGCACGAACCGCCACGCGAAAUCGAGCAUCACAUGAUAAAGGAUGAGGAGACAGUUGUAUUCAGAGCUCACAAGUCGCACGUCACCGCCCUGUCGAUAUCCGUAGACUGUUGCACUUUGUUGUCUGGAUCUACCGAUGGAGCUGUCCACAUCUGGGACAUUGUCAGUCGACAGGUGCUCAGAACGAUUGAGCACAAGGGGCCAGUUACCGCCGCAUUCUUCACGAAGGGAUUUGAAAAUUUUCGCGCCUCUAUCCUUGAGCCGCGCUUGGAGAUACAUAGUCUGGAAAGGAUAUCGAAAGAUGAAGAAAUCAAGGAAUCGAACGACGUUAUUAAAGUCAUUUCCAGAGGACGAAAUCCGGCAGAAAUUCUGGACUUUAAAUCAUAUGUGGGAAAUAUCGUUGAUUCUUCGGAACGAGAAGAGUUGAUAAAGCAAUUGACGAAUUUGAAGGAAGAGAUUAACAAGUUGAGCAAGAUCAACGCUAGCCUAUUUAAAUAUAGCGUCACGCAUAUCCUGCAAGAAACGAACAAUGAGUGAUGAACGAUAUUAGAGAUAUAAUAAAGAUUGUAUCAAUCUUUGAAAUGGACAGAAAAUUUAAUUAUAUCUUAUAGGAUUGAAAAAUAUACAAUGCAAAAAAGAAAGAUUGAGAGAGGUAUUAUUAUAGAUAUCAUUUCUUUUUUAUAUAAAAAAAUAUUAUGUUGUUGAAAGAUAUCACAAUCUUUUACAGAUUAUAAAAAUAUAAUUAUG